UGGCUCCUCGGGGUCCUCGGGUCCACUGAGGCGUUCGGGGCCCUUCCGUGGACCCUGCGAUUUUCUUCAGAACCCUGGGGCGUCCGGCUAGGUUCGUGACACUUGGCAGACAUUAGCAUCAUGAGCUUUGUGGAGUAUGAAGAGCUGAUCAAGGAAGGCGACACGGCCAUCCUGUCACUUGGUCAUGGUGCAAUGGUGGCGGUGCGUGUGCAGCGCGGAGCACAGACUCAGACCCGGCAUGGUGUCCUGCGGCACUCGGUGGACCUCAUUGGACGUCCGUUCGGCUCCAAGGUGACCUGCAACCGAGGUGGCUGGGUGUAUGUGCUGCACCCCACUCCUGAGCUCUGGACGCUGAACCUGCCACACCGCACACAGAUCCUGUACUCCACCGACAUUGCUCUGCUCACCAUGAUGCUGGAGCUGCGGCCAGGCUCUGUGGUCUGCGAGUCGGGCACCGGCAGUGGUUCCGUGUCCCACGCCAUCAUCCGCAGCAUUGCCCCCACGGGCCAUCUGCACACAGUAGAGUUCCACCAGCAGCGGGCGGACAAGGCCCGGGAGGAGUUCCAGCAGCACCGUGUGGGCCGCUGGGUGACGGUGCGCACCCAGGAUGUGUGCCGCAGCGGCUUCGGAGUGAGCCAUGUGGCUGAUGCUGUCUUCCUGGACAUUCCAUCACCCUGGGAGGCUGUGGGGCAUGCCUGGGAUGCCCUUAAGGUUGAAGGUGGGCGCUUCUGCUCCUUCUCACCGUGCAUCGAGCAGGUUCAGCGCACAUGCCAGGCGCUGGCAGCCCAUGGCUUCACUGAGCUGAGCACCUUAGAGGUGUUACCGCAGGUCUACAACGUGCGCACUGUCAGCCUGCCCCUGCCUGACCUGGGAGACAGUGCAGGCACUCCCACAGUCCCGGAUGCCAGCCCCUUCCGGAGCGGCACACCCAUGAAGGAGACUGUGGGCCACACAGGCUACCUGACCUUCGCCACUAAGACCCCGGGUUAGCAGCCUGGAAAUGCUGGGGGCACCGUGCGCAGGCAGGGAGGCCAGGCCACCUUAUAUGGUCUGGGUACUCUGGGCCUGAGGUUGAAAAUGGAUGUGGGUGGGGCUUGGGCUUCCUGGGUGGCCCUGAGGAAGAGAGCUAGCUGCUCCUGUCCUGAGGGUAGGAGCCUCCUGUCCGCAUCCCUGCCAAGCUCUGGCUCUGUGCCACUGCCCUGGAGUCUCCUGGUGC
This is a messenger RNA of Octodon degus (degu), 1216 nucleotides long. RefSeq names its product tRNA methyltransferase 61A (gene Trmt61a). Gene Ontology annotation, cellular component: tRNA (m1A) methyltransferase complex; nucleus. NCBI's taxonomy places the organism in Eukaryota, Metazoa, Chordata, Mammalia, Rodentia, Octodontidae. The transcript is spliced from 4 exons. Gene Ontology annotation, biological process: tRNA methylation. The record is from RefSeq and is a predicted model, not a curated record. The coding region runs from base 121 to 990 and encodes 289 amino acids.